Messenger RNA from Penicillium arizonense, 285 nucleotides. RefSeq lists its product as uncharacterized. Lineage: Eukaryota; Fungi; Ascomycota; Eurotiomycetes; Eurotiales; Aspergillaceae. The transcript has 2 exons. The coding region runs from base 1 to 285 and encodes 94 amino acids. The record is from RefSeq and is a predicted model, not a curated record.
AUGCGGAGUCUCCCCUGGAAGCGGUGCUGGCGCGUAUCCUUACCUGAAGAGAACAUGCCGCAUAUCCGCUUCCGCUCGUCCGACGACGAGGAGGACUUCCUUCGCGACUCCGCUCGACAACGUCGUGGCGCUUCCCAACAGGCCCAGCCCGACAACAACCGGCAAUCUCGUGGCCCUGUCCAGCAGGCCCAGCCCGAGUAUUUGGAUCGACCCUUCUUCCAAAGCAAUGCUUCUAGAGGUGUCCACCCUCCAAUACUCCGUUCUUUCGGUUUCCUAGCCACUUGA